Diceros bicornis minor is the source of this 3711-nucleotide messenger RNA. RefSeq names its product GATA binding protein 4 (gene GATA4). Gene Ontology annotation, biological process: positive regulation of transcription by RNA polymerase II; cell fate commitment; negative regulation of transcription by RNA polymerase II. Gene Ontology annotation, molecular function: zinc ion binding; RNA polymerase II cis-regulatory region sequence-specific DNA binding; DNA-binding transcription factor activity, RNA polymerase II-specific. Gene Ontology annotation, cellular component: nucleus. The transcript is spliced from 7 exons. The coding region runs from base 884 to 2116 and encodes 410 amino acids. The record is from RefSeq and is a predicted model, not a curated record. NCBI's taxonomy places the organism in Eukaryota, Metazoa, Chordata, Mammalia, Perissodactyla, Rhinocerotidae.
AUUAAAAAGCUGACCCUGGGCAAAAUUGCAAACCGAAUCGACCUCAGGCAAGGUGGUGGGUGAAGCCCCGCGCCCGGGCAGUAGCACUUUUGGCGUUUUCCGAGGCGAUCCCUGCGCCUGGACUUUGCCUCCUGGGGGGAGUUUUUUGAACAGCCCCGCAGCCCGGCGCCCAGCUGAGGUGCAGCGGCUGCGGCGCACCCCCGCCCCCCGCCCUUGCACGUGACUCCCACGGGCCAGUCAGCGCCGCCGAGCUAGAGCCCAGGGGCGAGGGGACCCGCGCCGCGAGUUGGGGGACUUGGAGGCGGCCGGCACAGUGGCCGCGAGAGGCUUCGCCGCCGCCGAAGCUCCCGGGGCGCCGAGGGGGGCGCGCGCCGGCCCUCCAGGAAGCUCGAGCCCCGGCAGGACUGCGGCUGCAGCGAGGAGGAAAGGAGCCAGCCGGGCCUUGGGCAUUGGAGCCAGCCUACCGCACCCUGCGCCCGAGGCCGCGCUUGUCCUGAAGACCGUGCGCAGCGACGGCCCCCACGACACCCAAAGGCCCGCGCCCCACACCCGCGCGCGCCCAGGCACCACCCGUAGGCGCUCGGGACCUCCAGGCCCUGGGGUGGAUUCGGCUCCUCCUCCACCACCUCUGGGAACAACCGAAAAUUCAAUUUGGGAUUUUCCUGAGUCCACAAGAGCCUAGAGUCUUUUGCUCAAUGCUGGAUUUAAUACGUAUAUAUUUUUGAGGGAUUUGUUUUUUUUACCUUUGAUUUUUGAUCUUCGUUUUUGUGACAGUCUCUCAUCUGUACAUCAUUAUUGUUAUUGUUAUUAUUUUCUCUCCCCGCUUUGCUCCUUAACCUGCGCGUGAGCGAGAGGACUCAGAAGCCGGGAGCUCGCAGGGGCGAUGUACCAGAGCCUGGCCAUGGCCGCCAACCACGGCCCCCCUCCGGGGGCCUACGAGGCGGGCGGCCCCGGCGCCUUCAUGCACAGCGCGGGCGCGGCGUCCUCGCCGGUCUACGUGCCCACGCCGCGGGUGCCCUCCUCGGUGCUGGGCCUCUCUUACCUCCAGGGCGGAGGCGGGGGCGCCGCGGCCGGAGCCACCUCGGGCGGCAGCUCCGGGGCGGCUCCGCCGGGCGCCGGGCCCGGGACCCAGCAGGGCAGCCCGGGCUGGAGCCAGGCGGGAGCCGAGGGAGCCGCCUACACCCCGCCGCCCGUGUCGCCGCGCUUCUCCUUCCCGGGAACCACCGGGUCCCUGGCAGCUGCCGCCGCCGCCGCCGCAGCCCGGGAAGCCGCGGCCUACAGCAGUGGCGGCGGGGCGGCGGGCACCGGCCUCACCGGCCGCGAGCAGUACGGGCGGGCCGGCUUCGCGGGCUCCUACUCCAGCCCCUACCCAGCCUACAUGGCCGACGUGGGCGCGUCCUGGGCCGCGGCCGCCGCCGCCUCCGCCGGUCCCUUCGACAGCCCGGUCCUCCACAGCCUGCCCGGCCGGGCCAACCCCGCCGCCCGACACCCCAAUCUCGUAGAUAUGUUUGAUGACUUCUCAGAAGGCAGAGAAUGUGUCAACUGUGGGGCCAUGUCCACCCCACUCUGGAGGCGGGACGGAACAGGGCACUACCUGUGCAAUGCCUGCGGCCUCUACCACAAGAUGAAUGGGAUCAACCGGCCCCUCAUCAAGCCCCAGCGCCGGCUGUCCGCCUCUCGCCGAGUGGGCCUCUCUUGUGCCAACUGCCAGACCACCACCACCACGCUGUGGCGCCGCAACGCCGAGGGUGAGCCCGUGUGCAAUGCCUGCGGCCUCUACAUGAAGCUCCAUGGUGUCCCCAGGCCUCUUGCGAUGCGGAAAGAGGGGAUUCAGACCAGAAAACGGAAGCCCAAGAACCUUAAUAAAUCUAAGACACCAGCAGGUCCCUCGGGCAGUGAGAGCCUUCCUCCCACCAGCAGCGCUUCCAGCAACUCCAGCAACGCGGCCACCAGCAGCAGUGAAGAGAUGCGCCCCAUCAAGACAGAGCCCGGGCUGUCGUCCCACUAUGGGCACAGCAGCUCCAUGUCCCAGAUUCCUGCACAGACUUGGGACUUGGAGGACAGCAGAGAGGAGGCUCGGGGCUCCCCGGGGCCAGCCUGCUCUGUCUGGGAAUGACUCCAGAAGAACAACUGGGAAGAAACUUGAAGUCGACGAUUUGGUUAGGGGAGGUGGGUGUUGGAUUUUAUCGGAUACCUUUCCAAGGUGGGGAACUGAAAGAGCCCAGACUCUGAUUGGGAAGAGCCCACCCUUCACUACGAGCACACUUAAUUCCCUUCCGUGGAGUUAGAGAUUUCUUUCUUGUUUUCUGUCCUGUCCUGCCCUGCCCUGCCCCCGACAAGAGAUGAGAUGUCCUUCUCCCCUACCUUUCCACCACUGUGGCCAAGGUGGUGGCUUUUCCAUGGUGUUCCCAGCACCAGGGUGCUGAGGGCGAGUGGAGGGGGCAGGGCGCUGGGACCCCUGCUCCAGCCUGAACCAGGGCAUCUGUUUGAGGAGCAUUUGGAUGCGACAGGCCCCUUCACGGGCAGCUCCUGCCCUUGGCCAACACUCCCCUUCAGGCUUGGCACACCCCUGCAUCCCUCAAUCCUGAAUCUUGACUCCAAAACCACUGGGUGUAGCGCCGAUGUUACUGAAUGCUUCAUGGGGAAAUGGAGGAGAGGGCCACUUCACCCUCCACAUGUUAUGACUUCAACAAGUGGCACCUUGGCAACUUCACCUCCCCUCAAGUUCCUUCCUUCGGCUAACGGCCUCAUCCUUUGGCUCCUUCUCUGCACCCCCAAGGCCUCUGAAAAUAAAAAUCCCUUCCACUGCUCUGAGUGAUUCAGCUCUGCCUUCAGCUUGAACAUAUUUCUCCCUCAGCAAAACAGGAGUUCAGCAGUUUAGCCAAACAGCAGCCCCCCAGAUCCUUCGUCUACCCCAUCACACACAGGGGGUUCUGAACAAGAACAAAAAAGGUUCUGCUGCUAAAGCAAGUUUGACAAACAUUCAUCUAAGCCUUGAGAUCCUUCUGGAGAGGCUGUCUGGUGGACACUGGCCACAGGGCUGGGGCCAGCACUGUGGGGUGGCAGGGGGUUUUCCAUGGAUUCUGCUUGCUUGCACUUGGCUCCUGCUCAUGCUGAUGUUGUUCUGUGGAGAUGUGCCUCUUGGUCAGACAGCAGGCCAAGUCCGUCCAAGGGUCGCAUAGAGCCUGCACCUGCGUCCUUUCUCCAGCAGAAAUCUUUUGUCCAGCAGGCAAAAAGCUAGGGAUUUUGCAACAUAAAUUCAAAGGAAACAAACACAACAAAACAAAACUCACGGAAAGAAAGAUGACAGCCAAUUAGAGAAGACACUGAGGGUGGGCCUUGAGGGCUCUCCAGCUCUGUGCUGUUCUAGAAUUGGCCUUCUCCUCCUCUCCACGUUGCUGUUUCUGCCUGUGACCCUGGGGUCACAAAGACUCCCCUUCCGUGUCCUCGUUGUCAACAGAGCUGUAGCUGACGUGGCCUUACCUCGUCCUUCUCCCAAACACCCAGCCUGCCUCACCCCACUACAAUCCUACUGACUGUAGCAGAGAAUAUCUUUAAACCAAGAUUCUGUUUUAAUCAUUUACAUUGCUUUCUUCCAUGAAGGCCGCCCUCAUGUACCUUCCCUAACCCACAAACCUGUUAACAUUGUCUUAAGGUGAAAUGGCUGUAAAAUCAGUAUUUAACUAAUAAAUUUAUCUGUACUCCUCUUUC